AUGCCACUGAACAGGAAAAUACGUUACGGCAUGGUAGGUGGUGGACCGGACGCGUUUAUCGGUGCCGUCCAUCGUAAAGCCGCAGCACUUGACGGAGAAAUCGAACUCGUUGCGGGUGCGUUUUCAUCAUCACCCGAAAAAUCCCGACAACAAGGUGCAGAACUCUUCCUCAAUGCAAAUCGAGUCUACGGGUCUUACCAAGAAAUGGCAGAGAAAGAGAGCCAACUGCCCGAUGGCGAACGCAUUGACUUCGUCUCAAUUGUGACACCGAACCAUAUCCAUUUUGAUGUCGCCAAAACAUUUAUUGAAGCCGGGUUCAUGUCGUCUGCGAUAAACCGAUGA
Messenger RNA from Geodia barretti, 342 nucleotides. NCBI's taxonomy places the organism in Eukaryota, Metazoa, Porifera, Demospongiae, Tetractinellida, Geodiidae. The record is from the annotation of a GenBank genome assembly.